AUGCCCAGGGGGCCCAUGAACACUACCAAGGAGACAGAUUCGGUCACUGUUGAUCGCAGGAUUCCCCAAAAGCCGUCAAACACAGCUGUCUUUGUGUUGCUGCGAAACUGGCUGCAAAACCUUGUCCUAAACAUUGAAAAAAGCAACUAUAGUUUUAGGGUAUCCCCGAAAUCUUUCGUUGGAUCCUAUCUGCUCCUGAAGCUGGGUUUCGAUGGGCAUUUGAGGACUUACCGGCGGCAGAGAAAGGGUGUUUUGAGAGAGGUUGAUGACUACAUAGUUCAAAGUUGGGAUGACUGCCAGUAUCCUCACGAUUGUGGCGAUUAUGGAGUUUGUAGCAGAGGCGUCAAAUGCAGUUGUCUGGAGGCAUUGGAUGGGUUGGACUACUUCAAGCGAAACAGAGGAACAUUGCCAAGCCAGGGAUGCUCUGAAAUCAGUCCCUUGUCUUGCCAGAGUCCAUUAGAUAGUCACUAUCUUGUGGAUUUUGGAAAACUUUCCUACUUCAAUUUCAUUGAUUCAGGGGCUGCCAUUCCGAAAUUGAAUGAUUUAGAAGAAUGCAAGAAGGCAUGUUUGAGAAACUGCUCUUGCAAAGCUGCUUUCUUUAAGUAUGGCAGCAACACUUCCAAUGGAGAUUGCUAUCUGCUGUCCAAGAUAUUGUCGUUACAAGCAAACCCAAUACCAGGUUACGACUUUUACAAUUCAUCUCCAUUCAUCAAGAUUCAACUCCCUUACUUAGCACCGACUCCUCAGCCGGUAAACAGUCCUGGGUUGGAGAUUUCUCCACUUGUUAUGUCCAGAAACAAAAAACAUUUAGCUGCAAUAAUAGCAGGGUCGGUAGCAUUGCUAGUUGUUUUUAUUCUAUCUGCUAUCUGCAUUGUGAUUUCAAGGAAGAAAAAGAAGAAGAAAGAGAGGGAGGAUGAAAGGGAAUAUUUCAAACAAUGA
Molecule: messenger RNA, 939 nt
Organism: Magnolia sinica
Lineage: Eukaryota; Viridiplantae; Streptophyta; Magnoliopsida; Magnoliales; Magnoliaceae
Product: G-type lectin S-receptor-like serine/threonine-protein kinase SD2-5
Exons: 2
Coding region: 1-939 (312 amino acids)
Source: RefSeq, a predicted model, not a curated record